AUGUUUAUAUACAGCAAGCCUGAAGCGCCGGCGGUGGCCAAUAGAAGUAAAAGCAGUGUGUCGCUAGUGUGGCGGUCGCCGAGUGCCUUCGCCUUUCUGGAGCACAGGCUGCUGUACCAGCUAGAGAGGAGAGAGAAGAUACCGCCCUGGGAGCUCAUCUACAGCGGUGGCAGAACAUCAAAAACAAUAGAUAACCUCCCUCCGCGACACCCGCACAAGUUCCGGCUGCGAGCCGUGCUGCGCGCCUCCGACGUGCCCGCUUUGUCUUCCGCCGCGCUGACACACCACGGGGACGUCGACACUGCUAUUACCAAUAUUACACUACUAGUUGAAGAUGCGCAGGGUGCCGAUGAGAAUAGUGAAGUAAAUCACAAGGAUAGAGGCUGGCUAAUGUCUCAAUGGUCGGAGGAGACAUGGACCAGUACGGAGUCUGACGGCGUCUCGGCCGUCUGCUUCUGCAUGGCCGUGCGCUGCGGCUACAUCAAACAGCUGCAGGCGAUGUUAGAGGAGCGUCCGGAGCUCAUAGACAUCGUCCCAAGUAACGGCCUCUCCCCCCUCGCCACCGCCGUCAGGAAAGGUGACGUGAACAUCGUGCGGUUCCUACUGCAGGCGGGCGCGGACGUAGGGCGCCCGCUGGCCGCCGGGCAAACCCCGCUACACUUAGCGGUGCUCGCCGGACACCUACCUAUCAUUGACCUUCUGCUGGACAACGGCGCCGACUUACAGUCGCGAGACAUGAACGGUCUGCGCGCGGAGCACUACGCCGCGGACUCAGGCAGAGUGCAGGUCGUGAGACACGUGCUCGCCCGCGGCGGAGACAUCAACGUGCGCGACCACAACGGAUGGACGCCGCUAUUCAGAGCCAUCUGUCAGGGCGCGAGUACGGAGCUAGUGGCGGAACUGGUGGCGCGCGGCAGCGACGUGGCGGUUCGGGACCGCGCGGGCCUGGCGCUGCUCGACGCCGCCCGUCUGCUGCGCGACCACAACGGCAGGAGACGCGAGUCGCUGCUACGUGUGGUGGACGCGAGCUACCCGCGCGAGGCGGCGCUUGCGCACUUCGCGCGACUCACCGGCAAGAUAUCCAACCUGCACGCGCUGCGCAAGUAG
Papilio machaon (common yellow swallowtail) is the source of this 1107-nucleotide messenger RNA. RefSeq names its product fibronectin type 3 and ankyrin repeat domains 1 protein (gene flip). The transcript has 8 exons. The record is from RefSeq and is a predicted model, not a curated record. Gene Ontology annotation, molecular function: protein binding. Bases 1 to 1107 code for a protein of 368 amino acids. NCBI's taxonomy places the organism in Eukaryota, Metazoa, Arthropoda, Insecta, Lepidoptera, Papilionidae.